Messenger RNA from Cicer arietinum (chickpea), 2162 nucleotides. RefSeq names its product BTB/POZ domain-containing protein At5g03250. NCBI's taxonomy places the organism in Eukaryota, Viridiplantae, Streptophyta, Magnoliopsida, Fabales, Fabaceae. The record is from RefSeq and is a predicted model, not a curated record. Gene Ontology annotation, molecular function: protein binding.
AUGUGUGGAACAUUGUCACGUUGACAUUCACUAUCACCUUUCUCUUUCUCUUCCCCUUCCUUCUCUUUCCUCAUCUCUCGUGUCUCAAUUUGAUCAAUGUUCGAACACAUAAUCUACAAUUACAAUAAAAUAAUUAUAUUUAUUUAUUUAUAUAUAUAAUGGCAUUCAUGAAGCUAGGAUCAAAGCCCGAAGCUUUUCGUCGUGAAGGCCAAACAUGGGUUUGUACCACAGGAUUGCCAAGUGAUGUUACCAUUGAAGUUGGCGAAAUUUCAUUUCUCCUCCACAAGUUUCCAUUGCUUUCUAGAAGUGGACUACUAAAGAAACUAAUUGCAGAGUCAACAAAUGAGGAUGGAUCAAGUUGUGUUUUGCAACUUCAUGAUAUUCCUGGUGGAGCUAAAACAUUUGAGCUUGUAACAAAGUUUUGCUAUGGUGUGAAACUAGAAAUCACAGCAUUAAAUGUGGUUAGUCUAAGAUGUGCAGCAGAGUAUCUCCAAAUGACUGAAAAUUAUGGUGAAGACAAUCUUAUUGGGUACACAGAAUCUUUUCUCAAUGAAGUUUUUAGCAAUUGGCCAGAUUCAAUUAAAGCUCUCGAAACGUGCGAGGAAGUGCAAUCCUUUGCAGAAGAUCUCCACAUUGUUUCAAGGUGCAUUGAUUCCUUGGCUUUGAAGGCUUGUUCAGAUCCAGAUUUGUUCAAUUGGCCUGUGGCUGGCCACCGUAAUUGCGCGAAAAAUCAAGAAGAUCAUGAGUUGUGGAAUGGAAUUUCUUGUGAUAGUAAACCACAACAUGUGGGUGAUAAUUGGUGGUAUUAUGAUGUGUCUUUGUUGAGCCUACCGCUAUAUAAACGAUUGAUUUUAGCUAUUGAAUCAAAAGGAAUGAAAUCUGAGAGUGUUGUUGCAUCUCUUAUAUAUUAUCUUAAGAGGUUUCUUCCCUUGAUGAACAGGCAAUCAAGUUUUAAAGAUACAAAUUAUGCAACAAUUCUUACAACUUCUGAAGCUGAUCAAAGGGCUUUACUAGAAGAAAUUGUGGAGUUGAUUCCUAAUAAGAGAGGGGUAACAUCCUCUAAGCAUCUUCUUCGGCUGCUCCGCACUGCGAUGAUAUUACAUGCAAGUCCAUCAUGCAAAGAAAAUUUAGAGAAAAGGGUAGGAUCUCAACUAGACCAGGCUUCGCUUGUUGAUCUUCUCAUUCCAAAUAUGGGAUACUCGGUCGAGACACUUUACGAUAUAGAUUGUAUUCAGAGGAUUCUUGACCAUUUUAUGUCUAUUUACCAGCCUGCAUCAUUAUCGACUUCUCCAUGCCUAACUGAAGUAGGGACAUUAAUAGCUGGUGCUGAUACAUUGACACCUAUGACAAUGGUCGCUAACUUGGUUGAUGGAUAUCUCGACGAAGUUGCUUCAGAUGCUAAUCUAAACUUAUCUAAGUUUCAAGCACUUGCUGCGGCCAUUCCAGAUUAUGCCAGACCCUUUGAUGAUGGUAUAUACCAUGCAAUAGAUGUAUACCUUAAGGCACAUGCAUGGCUUACAGAUUCUGAACGGGAGCAACUAUGCCGGCUGAUGAACUGCCAAAAGCUCUCAUUGGAAGCAAGCACUCAUGCAGCACAAAAUGAAAGAUUACCUCUGAGAGUAAUUGUUCAAGUCCUGUUUUUUGAACAACUUCGACUCCGUACAUCAAUAUCUAGUUGGUUCUUUGUUUCUGAAAAUCUUGAGAAUUCACAAAACCUUAGUGGAAAUCUUGGCCUCCCCAAGAGUUGUCAAAUGAACUCUGAAGAGAGAACAGAAAAUGUGAGGGAACGUCUUUUGGAGCUGGAGAAAGAGAGUUCAUGCAUUCGAAAAGAACUGCAAAAGCUAACGAAAACAAAGAAAGGUUGGAGCAUUUUUCCGAAAAGGUUUGGAUUUAGAAAAAGAUCAGAGUGUAGUACCAGUCCUAAAGAAUCAAAUAAUUGCGAUAUAAAUACAUCAUCUAAUAUGAAUGAAAAUCCAAAUCAUGAAAGUAGUAGUUGAGGGGGUUUAUUAAAACUUUUUAGCUUAAGUAAGUGGUGUUUUCUUCUACUACACAUUAUAUGGAAUUGUAACUCACUUGAAUCGUUAGUAAAAUAAUGUAUCAGUACAAAACAAAAAUUUAGAUGCAUUUUUCACAUUAGUUUGUGUCUGAUUGAAGAAUUUGAG